Molecule: messenger RNA, 492 nt
Organism: Ambispora gerdemannii
Lineage: Eukaryota; Fungi; Glomeromycota; Glomeromycetes; Archaeosporales; Ambisporaceae
Source: the annotation of a GenBank genome assembly
AUGGCAAUCACCAAAACUUCUGAUAAUUCAAACAAUGCUGAAAAUAGCGUGAUAAAGAGCAAUGAAUUCAAUAUCAGCCAAAAUUCUUUCCCGUUUGCUUCAAACAUGGAUACUCUAUCAAUUAACGAAGGAUUUGAUCCCGAGACAUUAUAUUUUGAAGAUUUUGAUGGUGUUUAUUACGAAGAACCAGAAGAAAACUAUAGAAAUGAUUAUUUCUCCCAUGUAUCAGAUUGUAGUUCUGAUGUCUCUUCGACUGCAGAAGAUAGCAUUUAUUCUACAGCUAGCAGCAUUUCAACACAUGAAAGUGACAAUUUUUUAUCGUACUCGCGAAACAUAUCCAUUUCAAAAUGUUCGUUCCCAAAUAAAGAUGACAAGGAAUCUACAGAGAUUAGCAUCAAUACGACCGAGAAAUUCUUCAAUAUGACUCCUUACAAACAAAAAAUUUGUGUUACUAGUAGAGAUUUCUAUAACGAUAAUACUACAAACCAAUAA